GUUGUACCAGGAUAUCACAGCCCUUUCACUCGUCUCUCCAUCAUCCCGCAGCCUUCACGGCUUGUACAUGAACCACAACCAUGGCAUCUGAUCAGCAAGUAUCUCUGGCCGUAGCACCACGCGGGGGUUCAAGCCAUCUCAACAGACCUGCAAGGCAGGUAGUCCCGGCUUUUCUACAAAAGUUGUACGAAAUGGUAAAUGACCAUGCGAACCAUGAUCUAAUCAGAUGGUCAGACACGGGAGACUCGUUUUUUGUAUUGGAUCAAGAACGCUUCGCCAGCGAUGUAUUGGGGCGAUGGUUCAAACAUAAGAACUUCAGCUCUUUUGUUCGACAACUCAACAUGUACGGAUUUCACAAAAUAACCCAUUUACAACAAGGCGUCCUUAGGAGUGAUAACGAGACAGAGUUCUGGAAUUUUGAACAUCCCAACUUUCUUAGAGGCCAACCUGAUCUACUAUGUCUCAUACAACGAAAAAAGCAGACCACCCAAUCCGCAGAUGAAGUUGCCAGUGCCAGUAGAGAUACGACCAAUGGCAGUACUGCUGUCGGUAACCUCUCAGCUGGUCAAAUACUAGACAUAAACUCGAUCGUUAAUGGAAUCGCAGUUAUCAAACGUCAUCAAACAGCGAUAUCAGCGGACUUGAACGAAUUGAAAAACUCGAAUCAGCAUUUGUGGCAAGAGGCCAUGGCUGCUCGCGAACGCCAUAAGAAACACCAAGACACCAUCAAUCGUAUUCUAAAGUUCUUGGCCGGUGUUUUCGGUCAUGCUGAUAGUCCCAUACGCAAGGAAAAUGGAAGUCAUAGUCCUUCGCAUGCCGUAGUAUCUCGCAAACCCCAGAGGCUCAUGAUAGCAGAUGGCCCCGCCAAGAAAAGGAGUGUUGAAAUCAAUGAAAUUGUAGACGAAGAGUCCCGAUCAAGUAUGAAUACCAAUCUCUCGCCGCCAGAUUAUUUUUCAUCGACGGAUACACCAGUUUCUAAUGCUACCCACGAAUCAUCAGUAGUUCCCUCAGAAAUAUUUGCAUCAUCUCGGGAGGCGUCGCCUCGCUUCAUGUCCAUAGAACCACCUAUAGCUAGAUUCUCGUCAGGUGAAUCCUUUGUCGCGUCAAAUACCACCAAUAAAACGGAUUCUGCGCGGACGCAGGAUUCUAUUCGGAUGCAAGAUUCUACGCGGAUGCAGGAACCAUACGCUUCACAAUCUCCCCAAUUUGGAGCUUUACACGGGCAACCAACUCAGCCUACACAGACCGCUCCUCCCAAUUCGAAUUCACUAACGACAACCAAUCCUCCUAACAAUAAUGAUGCCAUGGUUCAAGCUGCCCUGGCUCAAAUGCUUCAAUCACCAACGCAGAUGCAACGUUUAUUAGCCGCCUUGUCUGCGCAAUCAAAUUAUGCUAUACCAGAGAUGCCAGCUCCUCCCUUACCUCAGCACACCUCCCAGUUGACUCCGUAUGACCCAUCUAUGGAUGUUUCGCGCGGUUUUAAUCCAGAGCAAUACAACGCGUCCUUCUCUCCCUCCUCUCUUUCACUUCUUGCCCCAUCAGCCGCAGACGAAAUUGUUCCUUUUGAGCCUCUGGUAGAAAGCGAGGACAGACUACAGAAAACGUAUCGGGAUGCUGCAGAGAUAGAUGCUGAUGUGAAUGCUUUGCACAGCAGUAUUAAUUCUUUGAUUGAGAGUCUAGGCAUGGAUCCCAAUGCUAUGAACACAUCUAACACAGUAUCUCAAGAUAUGCCUUUCACGGAUGGUAGCGUUGACGGGCCCUUGGAUCACGGUCAAGGAGAUCCGGGGCAGGACUUUGAUUUUGAUGCAUUCUUCACGGAUCUAUCACGUAGCGGCGAUGAAGACGCGGACUUGGAUCGACUCGCUGAUAAGCUUGAUCCUUCCGUUGCACACACCGAUGCACCGACUAAGCUCAAUAAUCCUUCACCUGAACAACUACACGCCUUUCUAGAUGAAGUCGCAUCUCAAGACGGCACGACGGGUUCAAUGCCAGGUCAAAUGCACAGCUCUCCAGUCGCACCAAUGUCACAAAACCGGAAACGCAAAUCGGAUGUAGCAGAUAUAGGUACUACUGUUCCAGGAGGUGUUGCCUCCGUCAAUGGUAAUCAAUCAAUGCCGGGACAAAAAGCAAAAAAGAAGAGAUAAAUAGGAGAGAAGUUGAAUGGGUGUGCUUAUCUUGUAGUUAUUAUAGUAUUGUACUAGUACGUACGCGGGUGUAAGAAGACAUGAUUUAUCGAUUAUAGAUUGCAUUUGUAUUAUACUAGGUGUUUGAAAUAACUUGAACUUCG
Messenger RNA from Serpula lacrymans var. lacrymans S7.9, 2287 nucleotides. RefSeq lists its product as uncharacterized. Gene Ontology annotation, molecular function: DNA-binding transcription factor activity; sequence-specific DNA binding. The coding region runs from base 81 to 2144 and encodes 687 amino acids. The transcript has 4 exons. NCBI's taxonomy places the organism in Eukaryota, Fungi, Basidiomycota, Agaricomycetes, Boletales, Serpulaceae. The record is from RefSeq and is a predicted model, not a curated record. Gene Ontology annotation, biological process: regulation of DNA-templated transcription.